Messenger RNA from Hymenoscyphus albidus, 765 nucleotides. The record is from the annotation of a GenBank genome assembly. Lineage: Eukaryota; Fungi; Ascomycota; Leotiomycetes; Helotiales; Helotiaceae.
AUGACUGAACCACCUCGCCGACUCUCCCCCAUCACCAAUCCCGACGACCUUAAAUUCUACAAAUUUCCAAGACCACUGAAGGAAAUCUUGGAAAACCCGAUCAAUGGCUAUGAGAUGGUAAGUAGCAGAAUCUUUUCUCGUAGCUAUCAAUUCUAAGAGCAUCCAUUCCAGGCAAGAGUAACAUGUCCACACACAAACGAAUCAGCAACCAUGACCGCCGAACUCGCCGGCGCCAUCCUGACAGCAAUCAAAGAAAACUCCGGAGUGAAAAUCCAGCAACCAUCCGACGACGAGGACGAAAAAGACUGGGGAUGUCCAUUGACGAAACCAGACGCAUUCAUCGCAGUCGGGAGAUACAAGAACGUCAUGAAGGAGGAUGAUGAUAUCAUUUCUGGAUGGGCCCAUAUGAACGCAGCCUGUCGAUACGCUAAGAAAUCACGCCAACUUGGAAUUCUGCGACGCGAUGAAGAGGAUCUCGUGGCGGAGAUUAUGGAGGAGCAGACUGGGAGAGUGAUUGAGAGGUUGGAGGUUGAGACGAAGUCGCAUAGAGCGAGGAUUUCGAAUCCGAUUAAGAAUUUUGAGCAGAUGGAGUAUGAGUAUGUGAGGGAGUAUUUGGAGAAUUUUGAAAGGAAGAAGAUGGUUCUUAGUCGGGAUGAGGCUAAGUUGAAGAAGGUUCGGGCUGAUAUAAGGGAGCUUGGGGAGGCGCCGCUGAGAUUUGUUCCUGUUUUUGAGUAUAUCCCUGGAAAUGAAGAGUUUGAGGAAUAA